This is a messenger RNA of Pichia kudriavzevii, 2109 nucleotides long. RefSeq lists its product as uncharacterized. The transcript has a single exon. Gene Ontology annotation, biological process: nuclear-transcribed mRNA poly(A) tail shortening; mRNA processing; protein phosphorylation. Gene Ontology annotation, molecular function: metal ion binding; poly(A) binding; protein kinase activity. NCBI's taxonomy places the organism in Eukaryota, Fungi, Ascomycota, Pichiomycetes, Pichiales, Pichiaceae. The coding region runs from base 1 to 2109 and encodes 702 amino acids. The record is from RefSeq and is a predicted model, not a curated record. Gene Ontology annotation, cellular component: P-body; PAN complex.
AUGAGCUCGACACCAUACGAUUGGGCUAAAAAUAUACCAUGCAGGAACAUUCAAAUACAUGGUUUCUGUAAAUUUGAGCAUAAAGGCUGCUCUUAUAAUCACGACUUAGCUUCAAAAGAGUCAUCCAUCGAAGCACCGCCAUCUGCGUCCACCAGUGAAUCAAUGAGUGAUAAUCAUAAAUCUAAGGGCUUGAAUGGUCCAAAAUUAAACACUAGCAUUACCUCAUCAAAUAAUACUUUUGCAGAACAAAAUUCCAUAUCUUCACCAGUAACUUCUGCACAACAUUUCAAACCCACUCUUUUAAAGCAAAGUAGCUCUUUUUCCAACGAAAUAGGGCCAAACGGUGUAUCCUCAUCAGCUAGGAAGUUUAAUGUUGCUUCUCCAGCAUUCACUCCGAUUUCGGCAAAUAAGUUUUCGGCAAUGUCACCAUCACUGGAUACGAUACCUACUUUCACCCCAUCAAACAUUCCGGUUCCUAAUUAUGAUCAGACACACCCUCAACAAGAAGAGCCUAGCGCGGUUGCAUCUACACUAAGAUCACCCACCAAUGACUUGAAUGUUUCUAGUGGAAAACCCCAUACAUCAAAUGAAUCUCCCUUAAAUGAUAUGAACUCGUUGAAGUCGUCGAUUUCAACAGCAACUUCUUUUAAUCCAGUCACUGCACCGAUUUUUACUCCAGAUUCAAAUCUGCCUUCCAAUCCAACUACAGAUGCACACUUUCACUCUCAACCUCUUGGUGAGCAGUUGUUUUAUCAAAACACCAACCCUUAUCCAGUAAAUUUCCUUCUUUACGCCCCACCCCCUCCUCCACACAUCGAAUUGAAUAAACGAUCUAAUGAAAGAACAGUUAAUGAUUUAUUUAUUGAUAAUAAGUUACGAGAAUACUUGCAAAUGAAAAACGAAGAAAGUCUCAAGUCUAUUUCACAUACAGAAUUAGAUUUACCCAGGAACGUAGGUGUUUAUCAUUCUUUAUAUCCGAUUGACAAAAAUUUUGACUACAGCACAAAAUCAUUUGGCUAUACAUCAAUUGUUUACAAAUGUAUGUCGAAUACUGACGGCAGGCUUUAUGCUAUGAGAAGAUUACAAAAUGUUCCGAUUAGUUCGGCUUCGGUUUUAAACUCAGUAAAGAAAUGGAAAAAACUCAAUUGUUCUAAUGUUGUCAAGAUUCAUGAAGUUUUCACAUCCAGAGCUUUUAAUGACAACUCUCUAGUUCUAAUUUAUGACUAUUAUCCAAUGUCUCUCAAUUUGAUGGAAAACCACUUUAUGUCUUUACCUGGAAAGAACCCGGAAUUGAUUACCGAGGAUUGUUUGUGGAACUACACCAUUCAAUUGUUGAAUGCUAUAACAGAGGCAAGUAAACUAUCCUUGACAAUUGGUGAACUUAAUCCAUCCAAAAUUAUCAUCACAAACAAAGGUAGAAUUAGGCUCUCUGCGGUUGCCAUAAAAGAUAUUAUAAAGGACGUAAAGAAUAGUUUGAAUAAUACAGGUGCAGUUGCUAAAAAAGAAGAGCCGCCUGAAAGCUCCGACUUAUUAGAACUUGGUAAGUUGAUCUUUUUUUUGGCCAAAUCUACCACUCUCAUUCAGGAACCAUCAGAUGACCCUGCUAAGAUUGUUGCUCAAUUAAAGUAUUCUAGUGCUUUUAAGGAUGCACUCCUCUAUUUGCUGAGUGGAAGUCCGACAAUUGAAGAGUUCCAAAGGUUAGUUGCACCUAUGAUUCUUAAAUUAGCAGAUGGUUUACAGAAUAGUUGCGAUGCUAUGGAGUCUACUUUAAUGGGAGAGCUUGAAAACGCAAGAUUGGUGAGGCUAUUUGCCAAACUCGACUUUAUUAGCGAGAGACCUGAAAUGGUUAAGGAUGGUUCAUGGUCUGAGACAGGAGAAAGGUAUCCUAUCAAGCUUUUCAAAGAUUAUGUUUUUCACCAAGUUGACGAUAAUGGUAAUCCAGUAGUCGAUUUGACUCAUGUUAUCAAUUGUUUGAACAAACUUGAUGCUGGGGUUGAUGAAAACCUUCUUCUAGUUAGUCCAGAUGAAAUGACUUGUCUAAUCAUGAGUUAUAAGGAGUUGAAAGAAUUGAUCAACAAAACUUUCCUAACUUUAUUGGGCAAGGAAUAA